Messenger RNA from Dermatophagoides farinae (American house dust mite), 2394 nucleotides. The record is from RefSeq and is a predicted model, not a curated record. Lineage: Eukaryota; Metazoa; Arthropoda; Arachnida; Sarcoptiformes; Pyroglyphidae.
UUAAAAUUAAAAUUUACUUUGAUGAAUAAAUCAACAAUGUCAUAAAUUAAAUAGACAACAACGUUUCAACUUGAGUCGAUAGGCUUGAAUGGUUGAAAUUAAUUUUUAAAAAUGUUCAAAUUUAUCUUGUUUUUUUUUUGUGUUUUCUUGUUUUGGUCGUCUGGUGUUAAAUUUAAAUAAAAUCCAAGUUGAAAUUCUUGUUAUUUUUCCUUUUGUUUAUUCUCAAUUGUAAUGAUCACACCUCUUGGUCAUCGUAUUAUCAUCACACCUCACAUCAAUAAUCCAUGCAUUCAAAUAUCGUACAAAUCUCAAUCGAUCUGAUCCAAUUAUUCGGUAAUCAAGAUGAUCAAAUUGUGAUGUGGAAUUUAUAAUUGACAAAAAAAAUGUAUUAAAGCGAGUAAAUGUCAACUUAAAUCUAAUCGCCUUGGUUAAUUUCAUUUCAACACUACAAUUGAUUUUUUCUGCUACAGCCAGAUGUCGCUAAAAGCAUUCUCAAAAAGCACUGUUCAAAGGUAUUAAAAUUGGCCGUUGAUUUAUUUAUUCGAGAAAUAAGCAAAACAAUCUGUAGUGAAUGAAGUUAUGCACGCCUUGUCAAAUCAUUUUUGCUAACUAUCAGGUAAUAUUCCCAAAUUGUCAAUGUAUCACAUAGUUUUGUCAUUUUUUUUUGUUGAUCAUUUCUUUUCCAUCGUCACUAAUUCUCACAUAUAGUUUGUCAAUAUUUUUUCUAUGAUUCGAGUGUUUUUUAUCAUCAAUAAUGGCAAGAUUACCGAAUGAAAAUAUCGAUAUUGAAUUAUUUCAAGAUGAUUUUAAAUACAUUGAUCAAGAAUUUCUCCCAUCAGUUGUUUCGAUUUGCAGUCUUUUUACUUACGUUGACCAAAAAGAAUUUUUAUUGAUGACCGAAGAAUCUACAUAUGCAUAUGGUGAAAUAAUAUGCUCAUGGUUAUCGUUGAAACAUGAUAGGACCAAACCACAACAGAUAUCUUGUCUUGAUGAUAUGAAAAUUGUUCGUGUAGAUUCAAGCCAUUGUUUUGUUGCCAUUCUAACUGAUGAUGGUCGAGUGUAUCUUGCAAGCAAUGAUUCUAGUUGGAAGACGAAUAAUACUUUCCGAUUAAUCAACACCGGUAAUGAUUGUUUCAAGAUGAUUGCUUGUGGAGGGGAGCAUUUAUUAUUGCUACGACAAGAUGGUCAUGUUUUCGCUAUGGGUAAUAAUUGUUAUGGUCAAAUAACUGGAAAUAAUGAAAAAUCAUCCUAUGAAAGUAUGAUCAAUACUGGUAUUGAUAAUGUUAAACUUAUUGCUUGCGGAGUUGAUCAUAGUUUUUCAAUAACUAAUAAAGGAGAAAUUUAUUCCUGGGGCCUUAAUAAUUGGUAUCAAUUAGGUCUUGUUGAUAAAAAAAACCGAAACACUCCAUGUCUUGUUUUAUUUCCAAAUGAUGAUUCAACCCACAUCAAAGAUAUUGUUGCUGGCCACCAACAUUCAUUAUUUUUAUUCGAAAAUGGUCAACUUUGGGGAUGUGGUUCUAAUUUCUAUGGUGAACUUGGUAUUGAUGAUUGUAUUGUAUCAAAGUUGACAAAAAUACCGAUUGAAAAUGUACAACAAAUUAAAUGUUCAAAAUUCGACAGCUUUUCAUUGGCAUAUGAUGGAUCAUCGUACUAUGCAUGGGGCAAAACCAAAUAUGGCAAAUGGUCAUCACCUAAAAGAUUGGAUGAUCAUCCGACGUCAUUUGUUGCUGCAGCGGCAAUGAUACGUCAUAUAUCACACACAAUCGGUUUAACAUCAACAAUUUAUGUAUUCGGAUCACAUGAUUCAUUAUCAUACAAAUCAAUCCUCCGAUUAUUCGAUAAUCAAGAUAAUUAUGAUGUGGAAUUUAUAAUUGACAAAAAACGUAUUAAAGCAUGCAAAUGUUAUCUCAAAUCUGCUUCGGAAUAUUAUUGUCGAAUGUUUUCAGGAAAAUGGACUGAAAAUGAUCAAGUAAACAUUGACGAUUAUUCAUAUGAAACAUACUAUGCAUAUCUACGUAUGUUACAUAAUGGUAAAAUUCAUAUUACUCGUCAAAACAUAACCGAGCUUGUUGAUCUAGCCAACUGUUAUGGUGAUAAAAGGUUGAUGGAAUAUUGUAAAACAUUCAUUCGGAGUGUUCUAAAUAAGCAUACGUUAGGCAUAUAUCAUCCAUUAAUUGAAAAAUACGAAAUGAAGGAAUUGUAUGACAAACUUGCUCAUCUUGAUCAAAAUCACCUACAAUCUUCAACAAAACGAACAAAAUUUUUUUAAAUCUUUCUUGACUAGUUUCACCAUCAACAACCAUUCAUUCCAUAAUGUUUUAAAAAAAUCAAAAAUUUACUUUCUCAUUUUUCUUUUCAAUUUUGAUCAAUAAAUCGAAUUAUUAAUUCAAAUGA